AUGGCUUCAAGACUGGCAGCAUGUGAAGCUUGCCGAAAAGCAAAGGUCGCCUGUGAUCAUAAGCGGCCGGCAUGUACUCGGUGUGUAAGUAACGAUAGAGCUGCAAUCUGCAUUUACCGAACGACUCCUUUCAAAAGAAAAAGGGUGGAGAGUUCUACACCCCUGCAGUCUCCUAGUCGGUUACCUCCGGCUCAGCCAUCCUUCACCCCAAGGAAUAAUCCCUAUCCGAACCCGGGCUUUCUAGGAUCCUCUAGCCAUGUCGCUAUUUUCAAUGAAAUUUCCCCCCAAGACUAUCAUACAUCCGAUACAUACCAUCCUUCUGAGGAUAUGACGAUGUUGAUGCAGUCCCAGUCCACUGGCGAGAAUAUUUUGUUAAUUCAAGGCGCAGAUAUUCUCAGGCAGCUGUUAAACACAUUUCCACUCGCCGCCAUGAAGGAUUUUGUUACCUUCUGGCUAGCAACGGGAGCGAACCUAGCUCUGGCAGAGCCUUUUACUGAGAAGUGCACUGAAGACAUGACCCGCCUAUUCACGUCCUUCUCGCAAGAAGACAACUGGCAUUUGGCAUACGCCCAACGUCUAACUCAAAAUUCCCGGGAACCUUUGAGGUUUAGCAGCACGUCCGACAUGGAAACUUUCUCUGCACAGUUCCUUGACCAGAAAUUCCGAUGGGAAAGUCUAGGUAUUUUCCUCUCUGCUGUGAGUCGAGCAGCAAUAGAUAUAUCAUUUUUCCCGCCAUUGUUCAAAACCGAAAAGGAUCAGUUUAUCCUUCGAAGGCUAUCUACAAAGCUCAGUGAUCUUGCGUUAGAUAUCGCCCUCUCGCUGGAUUGCUUGAACGAUCUACAACUGGUUCUACAGUAUGAGAACUUUAUUGUACACACCCAUGUUGAUGGGGACCAAAGCUAUCAUUCAUGGAGUAGACUUGGAGAUGUUGUGUCGUCUAUGUUUGCACUUGGAUACCAUGAGAAUGUCGAAAAAACCAAACCCCAAAUUCCGAAUUUUCUUGCGGAGUUACGAAAGACGGCUUGGGCCACCACAUACUCAGCGGACAAGAAUGUGGCUAUAUUCCUAGGUCGUCCACCUCGGAUGAGCAAGCGGUUCUGCCAUUUUCAAGUACCUUUGACCCCUACGAGCUCGGAUCAGGUUUGGAACACGUCGCACGUUGAGGACGAGGUCGUUAGAUGGAAAACAGAUACACCAAUCUGCUACAUGUCAGGUAUCAGGUGGUCAACCCUCUGUGCUGCGCUGAAAGAAGAUGUCCUCGAAUUGCUCCGAUCAAAGCAACGCGAGAAUUUCAAUCAGAAAGCUAGCAUCAUCCGGCGAAAAGCUGAAAUUCAAUGGGAAAAUCUACCUCCUCGCUUCCGACUUUCGGGCGCUCUGAAAGAAUGUUCUGGGGAUGCAUUCGAACGCGACCUUCUAGUUAGCAUACGCCUGGACCAACUACAUGUUCUCUUUCUACUUCAAUUGGCGUUUCUCGAUACUCUGACCGAGCCCGAUUCGUCUAUACUCGACAUCUCGGAGCAAAUGCUUUCUAUUGUAGUGGACAGUAUUCUUCUACGAGACCAACUGGUGAACUCUGGAACAGGACUUGUUUGGAAGAUCGCCCACUUCGGCCUCCCAGCUUCAGGGAUUAUCCUUCUUUCAAUGCUGAAACAACACCGCACACUAAUCCAAGGAAGAGACUCAUGGUCUAAAACAAUACUCAAUCUCGGUAUCUUUGUUGCGCAGGUGCAGGUAGGGAGCAUCGUUCGGCGCGGAGACCCAAACUACGCCUUGAUAUCAAAGGCGACACAGACGAUUGAGCGCUUCCUCGAUUCUAUACACCGUGAAGGGAUACAAUCGCCAACGCAACUGCCACCACAUCUAGGAGAGAAUGGCGAUUGGGCUGCAUUUUUCAGCCAGGAUCUGUGUGAUUUCGAGACUGACUUUUGGGAGAACCUCGCGUAUCACCCUUCUUUGUUGGCUUCGGAUCCUAGUUUGCCUCCGAUAUAG
This is a messenger RNA of Penicillium crustosum, 1989 nucleotides long. RefSeq lists its product as uncharacterized. Gene Ontology annotation, molecular function: DNA binding; DNA-binding transcription factor activity, RNA polymerase II-specific; zinc ion binding. The transcript is spliced from 5 exons. Gene Ontology annotation, cellular component: nucleus. Gene Ontology annotation, biological process: DNA-templated transcription; regulation of DNA-templated transcription. Lineage: Eukaryota; Fungi; Ascomycota; Eurotiomycetes; Eurotiales; Aspergillaceae. The record is from RefSeq and is a predicted model, not a curated record. The coding region runs from base 1 to 1989 and encodes 662 amino acids.